CUACCUAACCUAUUCAUGACCUCGUCCACCAAGUCCAUCUUUACAGGAAGCCCGACCACCCCAGACACCAAGUCGCACCCCCGGGAGUACCGCCGCCUUACUACGCCCGAAUAUAAUACUACUUUCCCUCAACCGCCCUCUCCCUCUGCUCAUCCACAGAAACCGCGCCCCACCUUAUCCGCAUCGCCCUCAUGGACUCUACAAACCCCCGUUAAUACCCACCCCUCUCGCCCUCCGUCCUUCUACCAUAGCGAACCUUCCAAACCACCCAACGACGCGCCCACCACUCCAUCCAUACUUGCAGGUCAUAAGCGGGGGGGAUACACCGAUACGCCUUCUCGCCUCGCCGAGCCAGCGAGUGAACCGCUGCUGAAGCGCAGACGUGUGAGCCGCUCCAGACAUAGCUUGAAUCCUUCCAACGCACCUCGACCUGCCACUAUCAGGAGGAGGAGUAGUCUGAGCGCCCAACCCCUCUCGCCGCUCUUCUUUUCCCAUUCCACCCGCCCGAGACCCUACCUGCCUGCGCGCUUCUCGAGCUCCGAGGCUGCCGCAAAGAUGCUCAGCAAAACGCGCGAGGACAGUAGUAUCAAGACGGUUACCCUUGCCCGAGGUUCAUAUAACGGGCUAAGUCCUCCUCCACCAGGACCGCUCAGCGCGAGGAGCUCGGAGCGAUCCAGUUUGCCCCCGCGAUUAGAAUCCCCCGAUACGCGAGAGAAAAGCGAUCCCCUGCGCUUGCUCGGAUCUAUUGGCAUCGUCGAGCUACUUGAGAACGAUCCGAGACCAACUUUUGUUGUCGACAUAGGAGAAGCCAAUUCUACCGCAGAGUCGUUUGGGCUGCAGAUUUUGUUUGCGAACGGCGCAUUGCGUGCAAACCCACCCAUCUGGAACUUGGUGGCAGGGAAACCCUCGGUUUCGGCAACCGACGAACCUGCUGCUCAUGCCUCGGGUCAAUUCAAGAACUGGAUAUUAAAUACUACAUCACCAAAUGGGACUAUCAACACAAAUCCUCCACCACUAGAACAUGGCGGCAUUCAUUGGCUAUGUUAUACGCUCAAGAGACGUUUGCGCGUGGUAUCUACCGUGAAUCCUGUUCCUUCAACGCCAAAUGUACCAUACGCAAGUGCCUCGGUCGAAUUUGGUGUGCCGUCCUCGUCGUCUGCACGCACGUCGGGCUCUGUCGCGGAUCUGAUCCCAUCCAGCACUGCCAGCGAACCCCUAGACUAUUUUGGUAGUACAGCGACUCCGAUUGCAGAGACCGAGGAUACUGGUAUGACAGGAGAAUCUGCUUCCCCCCAAACUAAUAUCAUUGUUCCGCAUACUCGAGAUGGCGACGCUGUCGAUGGUUUCUUUCAGAACUCGGCAAAACUAAAUAUCGAAGAUCAUCCGUCAUUUACCAAUGAGUGCGUACUUCGAGCCCAUGCUGCAGGCGAAGUUGACGCGUUUCAUAGGGGAGAAGGAUCACCGCGAGACCACGACGUUGGCUUCUUCGACUGGACUCGCCUGUCUAUCUCCUCUUCGCUGCCGCGGCAUAUUCAAUUCGCACGCUCUAUUGAUUGGGCGAAGACUCCUCUUGGGCCAAUUGAAUACUGGUCGAACGAUCUACGGGCCAUGUGUAAUCUUAUUAUGGCGAGUCCACAUCCCGCUGCCAUGUACUGGGGAGAAGAGCUUGUAGCUAUCUAUAACGAGGCAUAUGUCGGUCUCGCUGGGCAGAAACAUCCAACUCUGAUGGGCCAAAGCUACAAGGUGGCGUGGGCCGAGAUAUGGGAUGAUGUCAAGGACGUUUUUGCUAAUGCGCGUUUGACUGGCCAAGCGACUAUGAAAGAUGACGAUUGCUUGUUUAUGAAGAGAAGUGGUUUUCUCGAAGAAACAUAUUUCUCUUGGUCCAUCAUUCCCAUGGUUGGCCAAGACGGGACGGUAAUUGGGCUGUAUAACCCUGCCUUCGAAAAGACUAGACGAAAAAUCGCGGAGCGGCGUAUGUUGACGCUUAGGGAAGUUGGAGAACGAACUGCAACCGCGCGAGAUGUAAAAGCCUUCUGGGAGCAAGUUUUGUUUGCUCUGACUGAAAACGAGAUGGACACCCCCUUUGUUCUUCUAUACUCUGUAUCCGAUGAAAACGACAGUGAUUCAUCUUCAUUGCAUUCAAACAGUCUACUCGGAUCCAAGCAUUGUUACUUAGAAGGGUCAUUGGGUGUUCCUACUAAUCACCCAGCAGCGCCUGAUCAUUUUGAUCUGAAGGAUGGGACCGAAGGUUUUGGACCCGUGUUUCGGGAAGUCAUGAAGACAGAUAAACCUGCCAUACUCAGCAUUGGCUCCGGCGACCUACCUUACGAGAUCAUGGAGGGCCUUGAAUGGAGAGGUUUUGGCGAUGCUUGCCGCGAAGUCGUUGUUUGCCCUAUUCACCCCACUACCGGCGAGGCCAUACUUGGAUUCUUGGUCGUGGGCAUUAACCCGCGUCGGCCGUACGAUGAUGAUUACAAUCUGUUUGUUCAGUUGUUGAGCCGUCAGCUUGCCACCUCGCUAGCGUCUGUCGUCCUUUUCGAAGAAGAGAUACGCAGAGGGCAAAGAGCCGCGAAACUGGCAGCCGAGGAUCGAUUCCACCUUUCCGAGCAGCUUGCUGCACGCACACAAGAAGCGCUGGAUAGCGAAACACGGUUCACUCGGAUGGCGGAAUAUUCACCCGCCGGUUUGUUUAUAGCCGAUCAUGCUGGUAGAAUAACGUAUUGCAACGAUACGUGGUACGAGAUAUCCAGGGUUCCGAAGGAUCCGCAAAAGACAGACAGGUGGAUGGAUUAUGUCAACGAAGAAGAUCAGAGUCUUAUUGAGGAUCACUGGAAACAGUUGGUGGAGAACGCCGACGCAAUCAACAUCGAGUUCAGAUUCAAGACGCCCUGGUCAGACCGGAAUGGGAACAAAGGCGACACUUGGGUGUUGUUCUGUGCCUUCCCCGAGAAGUACGAGGACGGAAUGCUCAAAAGCGUCUUCGGCAGCAUCACGAACAUCAGCUCGCAGAAGUGGGCCGAAGGAUUUCAGAAAAGAAAAAUGGAGGAAGCUGUGGAGCUCAAGCGUCAACAAGAAAACUUCAUUGACAUCACGUCUCACGAGAUGCGAAAUCCACUGAGCGCUAUCCUGCAAUGCGCUGACGAAAUCUCAACUAUCCUCGGAGACUAUCGAACAUCAGGCGCCCAGGAGAUCUUGCCGAGGAUCAUAUCAGAUAGCAUUGAUGCGGCUCAGACCAUCGCAUUGUGCGCACAGCACCAAAAAAGGAUUGUAGAUGACGUGCUCACCCUGUCGAAACUUGACAGUGCAAUGUUGAUGGUGACGCCCGUUGAUGCGCAGCCAUUGCAAGUCGUGCAGCGUGCAUUGAAGAUGUUUGAAGGCGAGGUACAAACUGCCGGCAUACAAAUGGACUUUGUCAUCAGCGACUCUUUCAAAGAGUUGAACAUUGAUUGGGUCAGGUUAGAUCCUUCCCGAGUACUCCAGGUACUAAUCAAUCUUACGACCAAUGCGAUCAAGUUCACCACCACAGAAUCGAGCCGGACCAUCAAGGUUGUCUUGUCUGCCUCCAAGGACCCGCCCUCCCGUUCGAAAUCACCACGUGUGAACUUCUUCCCCUCAAGAUCUAAAAGAGUCGAACAAGCUUUGGGCUCAGAUUGGGGUAACGGAGAAGAGAUAUUCUUGGAGUUUGCCGUUCAGGAUACAGGACGAGGUCUCAGUCCAGAAGAAAAGAAGGUGCUCUUUCAGCGCUUCUCUCAGGCUAGCCCACGCACUCAUGUGCAAUACGGUGGUUCGGGCCUCGGUCUGUUCAUAUCCCGUGAACUCACCGAAUUACAAGGCGGUGAGAUUGGUGUCUCUUCCGAAGCUGGAAAGGGAAGCACAUUUGCAUUCUAUGUCAAAUGUCGCAGAUCUACAGAGCCGCAAGAUACAACCGAAAAUUUGCCAAUAACAACAAUAGCUCGGCAUCCGUCCAAUGCGAAAGCAGGCCCUCGACCAGCGCCGCCCAAAAUCAAGGAUUUUGCCACAAUGCCAAAAAAUGUUUUGCCCAACCAGGAUCUUUCACAGAAGCCCGAACUCAAGGUGCUCAUUGUCGAAGAUAAUCUUGUGAACCAAAAGGUCCUCCAGCGCCAGCUCGAAAACCGAGGCAUUACGACGUACGUCGCGAAUCACGGAGGUGAGGCCCUUGAAAAGCUCAGACUGUCCCAAUUCUGGAAGGGGCACGGCCCAGACGCCAUCGACGUCGGCGUUGUCUUGAUGGACAAAGAAAUGCCAGUCAUGGACGGAUUGCAAUGUACCAGCAAGAUACGCGAAUUCGAAGCAGAUGGCUUGCUUACCCGGCACGUGCCCAUCAUUGCCGUCACGGCAAAUGCGAGAAGUGAGCAAAUUGCGACACUUCUCGCCGCUGGCAUGGAUGAUGUCGUAUCUAAGCCUUUCCGCAUUGUGGAACUCAUACCCAAGAUUGAGGAAUUGACGCUCAAGUAUCCGAGUUCUCAGGCUCUAACUACGGCGACCAAUUCGUCUGGAAUCACUGUUCACGAUAAACAUUAG
Messenger RNA from Periconia digitata, 4542 nucleotides. NCBI's taxonomy places the organism in Eukaryota, Fungi, Ascomycota, Dothideomycetes, Pleosporales, Periconiaceae. The record is from the annotation of a GenBank genome assembly.